AUGACCGAGGAGACGGAGGAGCUGCCACGGCAACCUAUGCACCUCUCGGAUGACGGCAAAGGACCGCUAAGUAUCAAUGACGCCGUCAUGACCGACAGUCUAGAGUCACCAGUCGCCAAUGGUUUUGCUACGCUUUCUGCUCGAGCAGCUGACGCCGAUUGCGAUAGCUUUGCACAAUCCGGCGGUGCGCUUAUGUCUGAGAGUGGUGCGGUGUCUUCGUUGGACAUGUUGGGGUCGUUUGGUGUCGAGCGGGACGGACUAGGCAUAAAGGGAUAUCUCUGUAUGCGUGAUGAGGGCGUGACGUACCACCGCAUGAAGCGCUUCUACUGUCGCUGCGUUGGUGUUAACUUCUCGCGGUUUGCGUCACGGGAUGCAGCAUCUGCAAUGAUUACGGCGCUAUUUAGUGCCGAGGUGCAGAAGGUAGAGGCGUGGGACGGUAAGGGCCUUUGGCACACAUAUCGCCACUCGUUCAAGCUUUCGUUCACGUCGGGCGAUGUAUUCAAUAUGGAUGCUGACUCGGAGGAGGACAAGCGACAGUGGAUCGAGUACAUUCAGACGGCGUUGAUAGGAAUGAAGGCUGCAGUUGAAAAGUGGUUCGCGGAUGUUUCUGCGCGCCCUGACAUCAUGGCGCUUACCCCUGGAGGCCUUACGUUUGUUGAGAAGUCCAAUCCUCCCAAGUUUAAAAACGACAUAACUUGCUGCCACCCCGGUUGCCAUGUACGAUUUGAGAGCACUGGCAAGAGACAGCACCACUGUCGAAAUUGCGGUGGAUCUGUUUGUUCGGACCAUAGCUCUAGGUUUGCAAUGCUUCGACAUUUCCACAUGAAUUACCCUGUACGACUUUGCAUGGGAUGCUACCGCGUACAGUGUUUCGUGUUGUGGCUCAGCAUGUUGCUACAGCGUCUCAACAUUGCUCAAAUAGAGGAAAAUGGCAUGCCCAAACCUUUAUUGUCUAAGGCCGACGAAGAUGAAAUGGAGGCAUUGAUCGCGAUCUUUGGAGACGGCGGCUUUGGUAUUUUUGAUGUAAUCCAAAUGCUUCAUUUGCAUCGCCACGGGUGCGAUGAAGCGUAUGCAUACGCGGUGAACAAGCUUUUGGAGCUUUCAGCGUGUAAUUUGGCGGAUUUUGAAUUUUUCCUUCCUCAAAUAUUUCAGAUGUGGCUAACGGUAGACUGGGCAAGCAACAACAUUAAAGCAGCGCUGCUAUUUCGAGUUUUAUGCUACGCAACUCAAUUGCACAUCCGACUCGCGACGGCAAUCUACUGGUUGACCCGUGCAGCAAUCGACGAUAGCUGUGGCUGGGGCUUUGGUCAGUCCGAGCUGUAUGUACCUGAUUUUUUGUAUCGAAAGAUGAGCAUGUGCAAGAUAUUGAUGAUUAAUGUGGAGAUGCAGAUAUCUCGUAAUGACUGGUCUUUUGAGGUAGACAAGGACUUGCAAGCUUCGAGUGAGCAAGCUGCCAUCAUCAAGUGCCUAUUUGAUCGUUUGUUAGUCCUUGUUCAUGUAGACUCAAAGUCUACAAUUCCCUUCGGUGCAGUUUGCGAUGCCAUGAGUAGCUGUUCCAUUCCUCGAGACUAUUUACUUCCCAGCAAUACAUUAUCAGAAGACUCUUAUGAUGGGGAGGAGUGUCGAGUGUUCACUAACCAAAUUCAAUUUAUUGAAGAGCUAUGUGCAAUGACCGAAAGGCUACGAUUUCUUCCCCCUGAUGAGCGAAAAAAGGCGUUACGGCUUGAGCUUCAAAAGCUUGAGCUGCCGAAAGGGGUGCUUUGCCCACUAGGUUCAUGUAACAACCCGAUGCAGCGGCUCCUUACGAUUGCAAGAGACGAAGGAACCGUUUUUACGACAAGGGCUCGCGCACCGACACUGAUGUUCUUCGAAGUUGCAAGAUUGAAAACAGCUUGUGAGAAGAAUGCAUGGCUGCACGGCGGCCGAUCUCUCAUCAUCAGUGCUCAAAACGAACAGACUAGUGAUUCCGAGGAGAUCAUUAGCGCCAAUGGGUCAAACGUUCUGGCUCCUGCUUCUGAAGUUAAGCUUGCUAAAAAUGCUAUAGAAAUGGCUACAAGCAGCGAUAUUGCACAAGUGAUUGAGAUGGGCACCUUUUCUGGUACUGGUGAAGAGCAAGAAGAUGACGGUCCUAAACAUACAAGUGACGAGGAGUCGUCCGGUAGCGAUGAUGAAAAUAGCGAAAAGGAAGAGCAAAGAGACCGUGUUUCGUCGGAUCCUUUACCGUCAUUGGCCACCCUAGCUCGUGCUGUAGGUGUGAAGAAUAAGCGCAGUCGUCGUGACCGUUCUGGCUCGUUGAUAAUUUCUACGACGAAAUCUUUCGAUUCUAUCAUUGCUUCCUGCGCUGACACAAUUAAGAUUCGACGAAGGCGCUCAAUCAGUGAAGGUACUGCGUUUAGUGGGCUUGCGAAAUCGCAAAGCAACAAGUUGGUUUCCAUGCUGAGCAAUGUAGAAAGUUUUACAGAUGACCAAUUGAUCUCUAUAGCUCAGAACAUGGAGACCAGUAUGCUGAAGAGCGAUCUGUUUGGUCAUUCUAUCUUUACUGGUAAAGAAAUUGUGGAAUGGAUGACUAAGAACGAAAUUGUGUCGAACGCAGCCCAUGCGCUUUGGUUAGGAAGUGAGCUACUUCGCUGUGGCGCUUUGGAGAAAACGGCGCCUUCAUUCAAUGCUCUCAGUGGUUUUGCUGCCAAUGAGGCGACAUUUUAUCAGCUGAAGAAUGAGUUGAGCACACUUUUCCAAUCUCCUGAGCGCCGCCACACACUGCAGUUUGACGCUCCACUGAGUUUAGAGCAAUCGACCGAAGAACCAGCCAUGGAAUAUACUGAUCAGGAGCGGCCAAUACCUCGCACGUCCUCGCGAUCAACAGUAAAGCCCCAGGAAACGAAGGUGGACAUUCCAGAAUUAGCUGAUACAGUGGUCAAAACAACAGCCGAAAGCGCUCCAAACUCUAGCUCCAAAGCUUCAAGGCCACUCAAGGAAGACGUCGGGGGCCUUUCCGAGGAAAGACGUUCUGUCGCUUCAAAUGUCCAUGGUGGCUCAUUCAUUCUAAAAUUUGAUCCUGAGGUAGCCAUUUCAGCAAUGAACUCAGUGGAGCAAGCAAUACAGCAGUAUGUGUUACCGCAAGACGAUAUUGAAAAUACUGCACAACUAAUUGAAGACCUCCACAUUCUACGGGAGCAGCUAAGUAUUGUGCACGAGUAUGUUACCGACAAACGGAAACGCCUUCACGUUGCAGUAGAGUCGGCGUUUGGAGAAAGCUUUGAAGAGAAAAGGGAACGCUUGCGCGCAACAUCGCACUUUCGGGCAUUGGAGUUGAAAGAUUGGGACUGCGUUGCGUUUAUUGUCAAAUCCAAUGACGACCUGCGCCAAGAGGUUCUGUGUUUGCAGAUUAUUCAUCAGCUGCAAGAUAUCUUUCAAAGUGCAGAUUUGCCCCUUCGCUUGUUGCCGUAUGAGAUUAUUGCAACUUCAGCAUCAACUGGCAUGAUUGAGUAUGUUAAGAACGCAGUGUCCCUUGAUGCUUUGAAAAAGAGGGACAACUACACCUCAUUAGCGGAUCACUUUUUGAAAACGUAUGGCCAGGCAGAUUCUGCGGCGUACAAGACAGCAAUGACAAACUUCGUGCGGAGCAUGGCUGCUUAUUCUUUGGCGUGCUACUUAUUGCAGAUCAAAGACCGUCAUAAUGGCAAUAUCAUGAUCGACAGCGAUGGUCACGUGAUCCACAUCGACUUUGGGUUUAUCCUUGGUAUUGCUCCCGGGGGCCGGUUCAGUUUGGAGACAGCUCCGUUCAAGCUGACGGGUGAAAUGGUUGACGCAAUGGGCGGCACUCAAUCGGACUACUUUAAGGCCUAUGUCAUCUUCCUCAUCCAAGGAUUUUUGGCUCUUCAGCAACAUGCCGAUAGUAUUUUGAUGAUGAUCGCAAUCAUGGCGCACGAGUCGUCAUGCCCGUGCUUUUUGUCUCAACAUCCUCGAGACAUCUUAACCACAACAGCUAUCGUACUCGCCAGUACGACGUUUUUCAGCGUAUGA
This is a messenger RNA of Peronospora belbahrii, 4023 nucleotides long. NCBI's taxonomy places the organism in Eukaryota, Oomycota, Peronosporomycetes, Peronosporales, Peronosporaceae. The record is from the annotation of a GenBank genome assembly.